Messenger RNA from Scleropages formosus (Asian bonytongue), 2944 nucleotides. It is a transcript of the gene slc6a5, whose product is annotated as solute carrier family 6 member 5. The record is from RefSeq and is a predicted model, not a curated record. Bases 41 to 2371 code for a protein of 776 amino acids. Gene Ontology annotation, biological process: amino acid import across plasma membrane; nitrogen compound transport; sodium ion transmembrane transport. Gene Ontology annotation, molecular function: amino acid:sodium symporter activity. NCBI's taxonomy places the organism in Eukaryota, Metazoa, Chordata, Actinopteri, Osteoglossiformes, Osteoglossidae. The transcript has 16 exons. Gene Ontology annotation, cellular component: plasma membrane.
ACUGCGCUUUUCUGCUUUUGCACCCAGCGUUUCUACACACAUGGAAUCCAGUAUGACAAAGGUUCCCUCGAGCGCUCCUCCUGCCAGUCCGAACCCUGUAGCGCAGCCCGAAGGAGCUCUUGGAGUUUCCACGCACAGCAGCAGCAACCCCGCGUGCAGCGCACAGCCCGAGCCGCAGGCGCAGGCGCAGCCGCAGCCGCAGCCGCCCGUCGCCAACGAGAGGAAAACUUUCUGCCCCGCGGAGAACAAAGCUGGAGAGGCGGACGGAAACAAGGCGUACGGGACGUUCAAAAACGCGCCGCCCCGCGCCGACGGCUCCGCGGCCCUGCACGGGACUUUUGUGUCCUCCCAUUGCACAGAGCCCUGCUUGUCGAACCAAAGCGCACUGAAGAGCACGGCGGAGCAGAACAAUGCCACGGGCAACUGGACCCCCAUGAUGAGUCAGACCACCGUGAUACUGGGGACAGAUGGCAAUACUGCUGUCCUGCCUGGAUCCGAGGCCGAGGAUGACGAUGAUGACGGAGAUGAGAACAAAGCCAGGGGGAAUUGGUCUAAUAAGCUGGAUUUCAUUCUGUCCAUGGUGGGCUAUGCUGUGGGUUUGGGAAACGUGUGGAGGUUCCCUUACCUGGCCUUCCAGAACGGAGGAGGUGCUUUUCUCAUUCCUUACCUGAUAAUGCUGUGCCUCGCUGGGAUCCCUAUAUUUUUCCUGGAAGUGUCACUGGGGCAGUUCGCCAGCCAGGGUCCAGUGUCAGUAUGGAAAGCUAUCCCCUCCCUGCAAGGUUGCGGGAUUGCCAUGUUGAUUAUAUCUGUCUUAAUAGCCAUAUACUAUAACAUAAUAAUGUGCUGGACAUUGUACUACCUGUUCGCUUCGUUGAAGGGCUCACUGCCAUGGGCUCACUGUAGGAAUUCGUGGAACACCCUGGACUGUAAAGACAAAGACAUGCUGCAGUUAGACUCCUGUAUACUGCGAGAUAAGAAUGGCACUUCUAUAAAGAACACAGCCUUCUGUAUGUCGGCGAAUGCCCUUGGGAAUCUGAGCAAGCUUACAAACAUAACUUCAGAAAACAAAACCUAUGUCAGCCCCAGUGAAGAGUAUUUCAAGUACAAUGUGUUACACAUUUCUAAAGGCAUUGAGUACCCAGGGGAUAUUCGAUGGCCUUUGGCUCUUUGCUUAUUCCUGGCCUGGGUUAUUGUCUAUGCAUCUCUUGCAAAAGGAAUCAAGUCCUCUGGGAAGGUGGUGUAUUUUACAGCCACUUUUCCAUAUGUGGUACUGGUCAUUUUGUUGAUCAGGGGAGUCACACUGCCUGGGGCUGGAUCUGGCAUCCUCUACUUCAUAACACCAAAGUGGGAGAAGCUCAAUGAUGCUAAGGUGUGGAAGGAUGCUGCUACUCAAAUUUUCUUCUCCCUGUCUGCAGCCUGGGGUGGACUUAUCACUCUGUCUUCCUACAACAAAUUCCACAAUAACUGUUACAGGGACACCAUUAUUGUGACAUGCACAAACAGUGCCACCAGCAUCUUUGCAGGGUUUGUCAUCUUCUCUGUCAUUGGCUUUAUGGCACACGAGCUCAAAGUGCCAAUUGAAAAGGUCGCCGAUGAAGGCCCUGGCAUCGCGUUUGUGGUGUACCCUGAGGCACUCACCAGGCUGCCUGGGUCCCCCUUUUGGGCCAUCAUCUUCUUCCUUAUGUUGCUGACACUGGGGCUGGAUACCAUGUUUGCCACCAUCGAAACCAUUGUGACAUCUGUCUCAGAUGAGUUUCCCAAGUACCUGCGCAAACACAAGCCCAUCUUCACCUUGGUGUGCUGUAUCUCUUUCUUCUUGCUGGGCUUCCCCAUGAUCACAGAGAACGGGAUGUACAUGUUGCAACUGGUGGACACCUUCGCUGCUUCCUACUCACUCAUCAUCAUAGCUAUUUUUGAACUCAUCGGCGUCUCUUACAUCUACGGCUUGCAGAGGUUCUGCGAAGAUAUUGAAAUGAUGAUUGGAUUCCAGCCAAACAAGUUCUGGAGGAUGUGCUGGGCCUUUGUGACACCGACUAUUCUUACAUUCAUCCUGGGCUUGAGUUUGUACCAGUGGAAGGUGAUGACCUAUGAGGACUAUGUAUACCCGACAUGGUCCAUGGUACUAGGCUGGCUGAUGGUGAUCUGCUCAGUAAUCUGGAUACCUAUCAUGUUUGUGAUAAAAAUGCACCUGGCACCAGGCACCUUCAUUGAGCGGCUGAAACUGGUGUGUUCCCCUCAGCCUGAUUGGGGCCCCUUCUUGAUGAAGCACCGUGGGGAGCGCUACAAGAAUAUGAUCGACCCCCUGGGCACCAGUUCACUAGGACUCAAACUCCCACCCAAGGAUUUUGAGCUGGGCUCCCAGUACAUGUAGUUGUGGGGGCAGCCUGCGGGUGGUGCGACACGUCUCCCCUCUGUCUUCUUCCCAGCCCUCCUCUUGUCUUUUCGCAGGUUCCUCAGUGGAGCGUGGCGCCUAGCUAGAGCCCACCCCUCCCCUGUCAGCACUGCUGUCUGCAGCUAUAAGGAGUUUCAUGGGUGUAGAGUACAGUUUUCUCCUCAGUGAUGCAGCUCAUAAUUCAGAGCCUUGGAUGGAGGUUUGCCAUAAAAGAUCACAGGUCAAAGUUUAAAGCACAGAUUGUCUCCUGAUUGAGGUUUUUAUUUUUUUGUGUAUGCAUUUCAUGAAAUCAAUCAUACAGGCAGAGACUCAUAUAAAACCUAAAUCAGGAAUGGCUAUAUAUUUAUGAAAUUUAUGACCUAGUUUGGUAAAAAUAAAAAAUUAAAGCCAAUAAAUCUGACAAAGUGAAAUUAAGGGCAUCCUCCUUAAUUUAACUUGGAGUACAGAACAGAGGUGUAGUAGGUGGAACAAAUAUUCUGUGUUCCAAAAGAAGGGUAUCUGACCUUAACAGUUAUUUCUAAACAAAUGGAUUUUCUGUAAUGUGUCCCCUAC